This is a messenger RNA of Cloeon dipterum, 1580 nucleotides long. RefSeq lists its product as uncharacterized. The record is from RefSeq and is a predicted model, not a curated record. Gene Ontology annotation, molecular function: L-amino acid transmembrane transporter activity. Gene Ontology annotation, cellular component: vacuolar membrane. NCBI's taxonomy places the organism in Eukaryota, Metazoa, Arthropoda, Insecta, Ephemeroptera, Baetidae. Bases 111 to 1406 code for a protein of 431 amino acids. The transcript has 8 exons. Gene Ontology annotation, biological process: amino acid transmembrane transport.
CGGCACUCACAAGCUUGUGUGCGACGCGCUAGCAGUCUUGGGUCAGCAUUGCGGCGAUAACCAAAUGAUUAGUAACUUUUAAUCAGUAAAGCCACACUCAACUGUCCAUCAUGAAACUCAAAAUUUUUGAAGCAUUCCAGCAAGAAACUGGAACUGACAAUGAGAAGAAGCAUGGUAUUUCGCUAUGGCAAGCUGCUAUAUUCAUUGCAGCGCAAAUUGCGGGCAGCGGUGUCCUAGCGCUUCCAAAGGCAGCAAGUGAUGCAGGUGGAUGGUUGGGCCUUGGAAUCAUGCUGGUGCUGUGCGUCAAUGCAACCUUCUCCGGGGCCCAUCUGGGCCUUUGUUGGGCCAUCGCCGAAAAACACUAUCCCGAUCUGAAGGCGCAUGUUCGCAAUCCGUAUUCAACGCUUGGAGAAAAGGCGUAUGGCAAGUGGCUCAGCGUGCUGAUUUCCAUUGCGAUGCAAAUCGAGCUGAUCGGAACAGGUACCGUUUUCCUCUUGCUCUCUGCGCAGAUCAUCGAAACGCUCCUACUGCCCUACAACCUGAGCGUGAACGCGUGUGUCUGGCUGCUUGUGCUGGCCGCCCUUCUUUGUCCGGCCAUGUGGCUCGGCUCGCCGAAAGACUUCUGGCAAUUUGGAGUUGGUGCUUUGCUGACGACACUGACCACCUGCAUAAUUGCCACUGUAGAGAGCAUCAAUGACGCUUCAUCUGGUCUCCUACCGCCUCCAGACACUUCUGUUACAUUAACACCGAAAAGCUUCUUCCUUGGUUUCGGCGUGAUCAUAUUCAGCUUUGGCGGCGCCUCGACAUUCCCCACAAUUCAGAAUGACAUGCGAGAGCGAGAGAAGUUUCCGCUGAGCGUGGUGAUCGCGUUUAUGGCAAUUAUCGCGAUGUACCUGCCGGUGACCGCGGCAGGAUUCGCCGUCUACGGCCACAAUGUGCAGUCCAGCAUCCUUAACUCCAUCUCGUCUGGACCGGCGGUGACAGCCGCCCAGAUCUUGAUCGCGCUGCAUUUGCUCACGGCCUUCGUUAUCCUCACCAAUCCAGCAACGCAGAACAUCGAGUAUUUACUCAAUAUACCACAUAAAUUUGGAUGGAAAAGGUGUCUGGUGCGCACUUGCGUCCUCUUGCUGAUGGUCUUCAUUGGUGAGUCGGUGAGAGACUUUGGAAAAGUGUUGGCUCUGGUCGGCGGCUCAUGCACAACCAUGCUCAACAUGGUCUUCCCUCCGAUAAUUUUCCUCAAAUUCAAGGCCACUCUUGAGUCGGAGAGCCCCGUCCCUCUGUGGAGGAAAAUCUACCUGAUUGCUAUUAUUUCCAUCGGUGUGGUGGGAGGGAUUGCGGCCACCUACAGCGCCAUCCUCGACAUCGUGGGUCCAGGUUCUUUCAGAAGACCCUGCUACCUGCCCUGAUGAUCUCAGCGUGACUGCUAUUUUGGGGGAAUAUUAUUGAACAUAUAUGCAAAUAAUAUGUAUAUUUUUAUACGAAUUGAAACCAAUUUGGAAUUUAACCAAUGACAUCUUGUUAAUUGUUUUCAUAAAUAAGCUAUCGGCUCGAAAAGGCAUUAAAUAUAAAUAUGCUACCAC